Trifolium pratense (red clover) is the source of this 2242-nucleotide messenger RNA. Its product is annotated as acid beta-fructofuranosidase-like. The coding region runs from base 92 to 2059 and encodes 655 amino acids. The record is from RefSeq and is a predicted model, not a curated record. NCBI's taxonomy places the organism in Eukaryota, Viridiplantae, Streptophyta, Magnoliopsida, Fabales, Fabaceae. Gene Ontology annotation, biological process: carbohydrate metabolic process. The transcript has 7 exons. Gene Ontology annotation, molecular function: beta-fructofuranosidase activity.
UGCAUGAGAGGUUCUAAUCUCAAUCUCUCCGCUGCUUAAUUAGUCUCCUCAAAUAAAUUUAUCAAAUUUUGUUGUUUCUAUCUUAAUAAUCAUGGAUAGAACAAACAACUCUAAUCAUGAUGUCCCUUUUUCUUAUGUUUCCCUACCCAUUGGACCCCACGAGGAUGAAGCUCCGGUGGAGAGUCGCGGAAAAUGGAAGGCGAGGCCUGUGGUAUUUUGUGGAUUGUUAGUGCUAGUUUCCUUGGUUGCAUUCAAUGGCUACAAGGGAUCAAAUGGAAAUAUAACAACAUUAACUUCAAACGAAGAUUUGAAACAAAAAACAAUUCCUUCGCACAAAUGGAAGCCGGUUUCACGUGGUGUUUCUGCAGGGGUGUCGGAGAAAUCGAAUAGGUUGUUCACCAAGAGCAACAACAUUGGGGGGAUGUUGUUUCCUUGGAACAAUACUAUGUUAGCAUGGCAGAGAACAGCUUUUCAUUUCCAACCGGAGGAGAAUUGGAUGAAUGAUCCUAAUGGUCCAUUGUACUACAAGGGUUGGUAUCACUUCUUCUACCAAUACAAUCCAAAUGGUGCAUUUUGGGGAGACAUAGUAUGGGGACAUGCCGUCUCAAGGGACUUAAUUCAUUGGAUUCAUCUUCCACUAGCAAUGGUAGCAGAUGAAUGGUAUGAUCAAAAUGGUGUAUGGACAGGUUCCGCCACAAUAUUACCCAACGGUGAUAUCAUCAUGCUAUACACCGGUGCCACAGACGCAUUGGUACAAGUACAAAAUCUUGCCUACCCGGCCGACCUUUCUGAUCCACUCCUAAUCGAUUGGAUCAAAUACCCGAAAAAUCCAGUUCUAGUCCCACCCCCUGAAAUUGAGGUAUACGAUUUUCGUGAUCCUACCACAGCCUGGCUUACCUCUCAAGGUAAAUGGCGCAUAUCGAUUGGUUCUAAAAUGAACAAAACCGGCAUUGCUUUAGUUUAUGAUACGAAAGAUUUCAAGACUUUUGAGCGUAUCGAAGGUAUACUUCACGCUGUGCCAAAAACCGGCAUGUGGGAGUGUGUUGAUUUUUUCCCCGUGUCCACUAAGUUGGAUAUUGGGUUGGAUACUUCUGCUAGAGGUGAUGAUGUGAAAUAUGUGAUGAAAGUUAGCUUGGAUGAUGAUAGACAUGAUUACUAUGCUCUUGGAACUUAUGACGAAAAUGGUGUUGAUUUCGUACCUGAUGAUACCAAUAAGGAUGUUGGUACUGGAUUGAGAUAUGAUUAUGGUGUAUUUUAUGCUUCCAAGACAUUUUAUGAUCAAAGUAAAGAGAGAAGAGUGUUGUGGAGCUGGAUUGGAGAAUCUGAUAGUGAAGACGCCGAUGUCGCCAAAGGUUGGGCAUCACUCAUGGGUAUUCCAAGGACUAUAGUGUUUGAUAAAAAAACUGGUAGCAACUUACUUCAAUGGCCUGUUGAGGAGGUGGAGAGAUUGAGAAUGAAAAGAUGUAAGUUCCAUAAUGAGAAGGUGAUGCCAGGGUCUGUGGUGUUACUAAAUAUUGGAUCAGCAUCACAGUUAGACAUUGAAGCUGAGUUUAACAUUGAUAAAAAAGAUAUAGAGAAGAUAAAGCAAACCAAUGAGGAGUACAAUUGUGAAACCAGUGGAGGAGCAGCUAAUCGUGGUGCCUUAGGACCUUUUGGUCUAUUGGUUCUAGCAGAUGAAGGUCUUUCUGAAUAUACUCCUAUUUACUUUUAUGUUGUUAAAGGAAGCAAUGGGAAUCUCAAGACUUCAUUUUGCUCUGAUCAAUCAAGGUCUUCUUUGGCAACUGAUGUUGAUAAGAGCAUCUUUGGAAGCACUGUUCCAGUACUUGAAGGAGAGAAGCUAUCUCUAAGAAUAUUGGUGGACCAUUCUAUAGUUGAAAGUUUUGCUCAAGGUGGAAGAACAUGUGUGACUUCUAGGGUUUAUCCAACAACAGCAAUCUAUGAAAAUGCUCAAUUGUUCUUGUUUAAUAAUGCUACUGAGGCCACUGUUACUGCUUCACUCAAUGUUUGGCAUAUGAAUUCUGCAUUCAUAAACGAUAAACAAGUUAAAUUGAAGAGUUAAGAUAUACCCAUAAGUUACAAUUAUUUAGGGGAAUGGCUUUCUCAUUAAUCCAAAUUAAGUUUUGGAUUAUUGCUGAGCAAAGAGCUCACUGGUCCCUCAUUUUUGUCCAAAUCAUUUUUAUGCUUAUUUGUAACAAAAAUGUUAUUCAAACACAAAUAUCAAACAAAUAUAUAACAUUUAUAU